AAAACAAUCACUUUUCUCUUAGCACACAGAGGACAUCUCAGACCAUUACUUCACCUUCUUUGUGGCAGUGUUUAGCCUGCUUCUUGUCCUGUAGCCUAGACGGAUAGGCCUAUUGUGGCUCAGGACCCUAUUCUUAUACUUUUGUACUAUUGCCAUUUUUAAUAUAUCAAUUCUACCUUCUUCAGUCGAAAAAAAAAAGCUCCACGAAGUCUCUCAUAGUCUCAUCUUUUACUCAACAACUUGUGGAAGCUUUUAAAGGACUUGUUUCAGUUGUUUUCACUAAUCUCAUCUGAACCGCUCUUGGUCAAGCGAAGAGGAGCUGAUCUGAACCGCUUUUGUUUCAGUUGUGGCUGAUCUGUUCAAACAGGUUUUUCUUAAAAAAAAUUUCUUUGGUAAAGUAGAGCUGUAAGAUCCGAUGACACAUCUUUACCUUUUACCACCACUGAUAAGAAAAAGUAAUUAUUAUUUAUAACAAAAAUGUAAAAAUCAAGCUAGUUCUAGUUAGUGUGUGCCAGAGUGGGAGGAAGAGUAGAGAGUUUUUGGCUUAUGGGUUUUGGUCCUUUUCUGUAUUUCUGAUGGGAGAGAAGAUGAAAGUGAAGGAACAGCAGACAGCAGAAAAAUGAAAGAACGCGGAUAGGGGUUCCGGGGCACUGGUAGCAGAGGUCAGAUUGUGGGUCCCAAUUUUUUGGGUUUUUGAAGAUGAAAACAGAAGCGGGUUUACGUGCCAAACCGGGCUUUGGAAUAGGAGUGAUUAUUUUUUUACACCCAAACAGGCCGAACCCACUCUCAUCAUUAAAAUAAUGCAACUCUUUCUUUUUCUCAAAAAAAAAAAAAAAUUAAUAAUGCAACUUUUUCAACGGAAGGUUAGAUUUGGAACUUUAUUGGUUGUACCUUACCUUACCUCUCCGUCAUUCACUCUCCAAGGGACCAUGCUGAAACAGCUCACUGCACUUGAGGGCCUUCCUGGAAACCUAAAUCCAAACCCUAGAUGCGCUCCAAUCAACACCUUCACGGACCAACCAUCCAUGGAGCACCAUCCAUCCAUGGCGGACCUCCCAUAUGAGGUACUCACAUACAUACUCUUCAAAGCACCAGUCAAAACCCUCAUCAAGCUCCGCUCCGUAUCAAAGCCAUUGCUGUCUCUAAUCGACAGCCCAUGCUUCAUCCGCCUCCACCUCCGCUACUCCAUCGCCACCUCCUCGAACGUCACCGUCAUCCUCCGCAGGGAAUCGGAGCUCUUCUCCGUAAGCCUCGAGUCCCUAAACGCCGCCGACGAGCUCGCCCACCCUCUCAUGUGCUACAGCAACCGGAUUCGCGUCCUCGGCUCCGCCAACGGCUUGCUCUGCAUCACGAACGUCGCCGAAGACAUCGCUUUCUGGAACCCUUCGAUCAAGAAGCACAAGGUGUUGCCGUUUUUGCCGGUCGAUCGGCCCUGCGACCACGGGAUGAGCGUGUGCGGCGCACGUGCGUACGGGUUCGGAUACGACUCUGCGCACGACGACUACAAGCUGGUGAGGAUUUCGCAGUUCGUUGACUUGGAAAGCGAAGGUUUCGCUUCGGAGGUCAAGGUUUUCAGCUUGAGAGCGAACGAGUGGAGAAGGGUUGAGGAAAUGAAUUACGUUCUGUGUUACUUGAAGAAAAACGGGACGCUUGCUUGUGGAGCUUUGCAUUGGGUUGUGACGAAGAAGUUCAAACUGGACGAGGUUGAUCAGAUCGUUUCGUUCGAUCUGACGGAUGAGAAUUUUCGCGAAUUGCCUCUGCCCAAGUGUUUGGAAGAUCAGAGGGUUCAGAUUGAGGUUGGGGCUUUAGGGGACUGUGUGUCCGUGACCGCGGAUUAUCAUGACGUUCGCGUUGACGUUUGGGUGAUGAAAGAGUAUAGAGUGAAAGAGUCUUGGUUUAUGUUGUUUAGUAUUGCUCGAACUGAAGUGGUCGGAUCGUUUAAGUAUUUGAGGCCGUUGGCUUAUUCGAAGAGCGGCAAGGAGGUCUUGUUGGUUGUGGAUAAUCAGAGGCUUGUGUGGUAUGAUUUGAGGAAGAAAAGGGUUAAGAAUGUGAAGAUUUUGGGUAUGCCGGAUUUGUUUGAGGCCGAGAUUUGUCUUGCGAGCCUCGUUCCGGUUGAGGCUAGUAGAAGAGGGUAUGGUAAGAAGCACAAUUUGAGUGAAGAGAAUCAUAAAAAGAAAAGGGAUGAUUUCUUGUCGGAGGGUUUCAAGUUGGUGUUAUAAUCAAACAGGAUGAUGAAACAAAAGCAUGAAAAAGAGUGUGGAAAGUGAAGGAGAGAGUUUUACUUUAGAGUAUUUGAGAAUGCUUGAAGAUUGAAGGAAGUAUAAUUAACAUGAUAUGUAUCAUCUUUCAACACUUUUUCCAGUUUUUUGUGAUAUGAUGUCCACUUGUCUUCAACACCUGGUAUAGACCCUUCUGUAAAAUGUUGUGAGCGGUGAGCGUAAUAUGCUUAUUACGAGAUUAUGUUAUGUAAAAAUUAUGUUUGUAUCCUGAUCAAAUUUGCAAGUUUUAUGUAAUACCUGUUGAUUUUGAUGCUCAAAUUUACUUAAAGAGACUUAUCAAAAAAAAAUUUACUUAAA
This is a messenger RNA of Quercus lobata, 2576 nucleotides long. RefSeq names its product F-box protein CPR1-like. The coding region runs from base 801 to 2219 and encodes 472 amino acids. The record is from RefSeq and is a predicted model, not a curated record. Gene Ontology annotation, molecular function: protein binding. The transcript has 3 exons. Lineage: Eukaryota; Viridiplantae; Streptophyta; Magnoliopsida; Fagales; Fagaceae.